UGAGAGGAAUCUUCUUUUUUACUCCGUCUGAGAGGAGACUUCCAACGGGCCGGGAUUGAGGCAAUGAGGCCUUUACCUCGAAACAAGGCAUCCUCAGAGAAAGAGAGGCAAAAUGUUUUUUGUUUUUAUUUUCUUGCGGUAAAAAAGAGAGGCAAAAUGUUAGUGGGCCUAGCUGGCUCCGUUCCGUUGCCAUCGCUCCGCAUUCGAGGACGUGUGGCGUGGCAUUUGUGCGUCUCCAUCGCCACUUCACUUGAUUCGCCGCCGACGAACUCCCCUCGCCGGACAAGUAAAGGCAUGUGAAUGUGUCAGAGAUGAUGGCGCCUCCUCUCACUGUUGGAUUGGCUCUCACUGACUCUAAAUCCAGCACCUACGCCCUCCAAUGGGCUUUGUCCAGGUUUAAGUUUACCAAAGAUGACGACGCCCCCAUCUUCCUUCUUAUUCAUGUCCUCACUAAACUCUUGACAGUACCCACACCCAUGGGGAACCAUAUCCCAAUUGAUAAAGUCCGAACCGAUGUUGCUGAUGCCUACUUCAAGGAUGUACACCACCAGGCACAACAAAUGCUCCUCCUCUACAAAAACAUGUGCCAUCAAAACAAGGUGAAAGCUCAAGUAUUGCUUAUCAAGGGCAACGACGUGUCACAAACUGUUUCCACUGUUGUUUCUGACUAUCAAAUAAAGAUCCUCAUCGUCGGUGUCACUGCUAGGACUAGGAAGCCAUUUGGAAAUAGGACAUCCUCCAAAAUUUGCAAGAAUGUCCCAAGCUUUUGCACAGCUUAUCUUGUAUCAAAAGAUGGAUUGUCUUCGCUUUAUUCUUCUUCAUUAGAAAGUGACUUAGCGUCGAGCUCCAAGAGUGAUGAUCUUUCAGAUGAAAUGUCUUCAAGCUCAGUAACUUCCAAUAAUAGUUCAGACCAGAGCCCGUUUGAUUCUCCAAGGCUGCUAGGCUCCAACUUACCAUCAGAGAACCCUAAAAAUAGUUCCCCUGCACACCGUAACCGUUCACUUACUCUAUACGAUUAUCUCAAUGGAAGCACUUCAAUAUAUCCUGACAAGGAUAGAAGAGUUAACUCUUCCACUGGUACGGAAAGCUCCAAACCUAGUGAACUGAAGGGGUCAAAUGAGGUGCUAAGACAAGAAAGCUUGCUGCAGGGAAUGCUUUCAGACAACAAGGACCAUAUCAGUACAGAGCUUGAAAAGCUAAGGCUUGAACUGAGGCUUAUACAGGGGAAACAUAAACUUGUUCAGGAUGAGUCCGAUGAUGCAUCACGCCAGAUGGCUGAAUUAGCUGCAAAGCGCAUGGAAGAGGAAGCUCAACUAAGAGAGAUACAAUCUAGGCUGGAUAAGGCCAACGACAACGUAGAGAAGCAGAAGGCGCAUCGAUAUGCUGCAGAGCAGGCGCUGAACCAUGUGCAGGAUCUUGUAAGAGGGGAGGUUAUGCAGAAAAAUAUGCUGCAGGUGAAAGCAUCCCGUGAUGCUGAUAAGAAGUUGAGACUGGAGAAGCUCUUUGUGCUUCAGGGCAACUCAUACUCAACGUUUACAUGGGAGGAGAUUGAUAACGCUACAUCAUCAUUCGCGGACAAUCUCAAGAUUGGAAGUGGAGCUAACGGAACAGUAUAUAAGGGGUAUCUCAAUCACUCAGCUGUGGCAAUAAAGGUCCUCCAUUCUGAUGACAAUUCCAGUAACAAGCAUUUCAGGCAAGAGCUUGAGGUUCUGGGGAAGAUACAUCACCCGCAUCUGGUGAUGCUCCUGGGAGCGUGUGUGGAGAGGGGGUGCCUGGUGUACGAGUACAUGGAGAAUGGCAGCCUGGAGGAGCGGCUGCGGUGCAAAAGCGGUACGGCGGCGCUGCCGUGGUGUGACCGGCUGCGCAUCGCCUGGGAGGUUGCCUCUGCCCUUGUGUUCCUCCACAGCAGCAAACCAAACCCAAUCAUUCACCGGGACCUCAAGCCUGAGAACAUCCUCCUGGACGGCAACCUGGUGAGCAAGGUUGGUGAUGUGGGGCUGUCAACACUGGUGUCAAGUGGUAGUGGUGGCAGUAGCAGUACCAUGUACAAGAAGACGGCUCUGGCUGGGACGCUGUUCUACAUAGACCCAGAGUACCAGAGGAGCGGGCAGGUGUCGGUGAAGUCGGACACGUACGCGCUUGGCAUGGUGAUGCUGCAGCUGCUCACGGCGAGGGCACCCAUCGGGCUGGCGGAGGUGGUGGAGCGAGCGGUGGAGGACGGCAAGUUGAGGGACAUCCUGGAUGAGAAUGCAGGGUGGACUUGGGCCAUGGAAGAGGCGCAGGAGAUGGCUGACCUAGCGCUCAGGUGCCUGGAGAUGAGAGGCAAGGACCGUCCUGACCUCAAGACCAGGGUCGCCGUCGACCUGGACCGCCUCAAACGCCGGGCACUGCCAACGCAGCCGCCGCCGGAGCACUUCAUCUGCCCCAUACUCAAGAGGGUUAUGCAAGAGCCGUGCAUCGCGUCGGACGGCUACUCGUACGAGCGCCACGCCAUUGAGAUGUGGGUGUGCGACAAGGAUGUGUCUCCGGUCACCAAUGUUCGGAUGCCAAACAAGACACUUGUGCCCAACCGCUCUCUGCUCACCGCCAUCACUGCCUGGAAGUCCCAGGGUGGCCGCAAACCCACAAAUAAAUUUGUUACUACUUCUCCGAAUCAUUUGUGAUACCAUCAUGUAAGAUCAGCUCAAUUUUGUCUUCAUAUAUAGGAGUACUUGUUACUUGAACUCCUAGUUUGGUGAAUGUAUACAUGAUGAGGAAUACAUAUACUUGCACAGGGAAUGAAACGCGUAUCCUGCACUGUA
Oryza sativa Japonica Group (Japanese rice) is the source of this 2801-nucleotide messenger RNA. RefSeq names its product U-box domain-containing protein 52. NCBI's taxonomy places the organism in Eukaryota, Viridiplantae, Streptophyta, Magnoliopsida, Poales, Poaceae. Gene Ontology annotation, molecular function: ubiquitin-protein transferase activity; protein kinase activity; ATP binding. The record is from RefSeq and is a predicted model, not a curated record. Gene Ontology annotation, biological process: protein ubiquitination; protein phosphorylation.